This is a messenger RNA of Olea europaea var. sylvestris, 1527 nucleotides long. RefSeq lists its product as uncharacterized. The transcript is spliced from 6 exons. Bases 1 to 1527 code for a protein of 508 amino acids. The record is from RefSeq and is a predicted model, not a curated record. Lineage: Eukaryota; Viridiplantae; Streptophyta; Magnoliopsida; Lamiales; Oleaceae.
AUGUUAUUUAGCCAAAUUAGUAGUCAACAGAAAAAUUAUAGGACAAGUUUGACUGCGGUGCUAGACUAUACUAGAUUCCUCUUUAUGCAAGGAUUGUCACCUCGUAGUCAUGAUGAAUCAAAAGAGUCUCUUAAUAAAGGGAAUCUAAUUGAGCUACUAAAUUGGUAUGCAUCUCGUCGUAAGAAAAUUAAUGAAGUACUAUUUAGUAAUGCUCCUGGAAAUAACCAAAUGACUUCACCAAGCAUCCAUAAAGAUUUGGUUAAUUUUUGUGCUGUAGAGACGACUAGGUGUAUGAUCAAUGAGAUGGGUGAUUCUUUGUUUUCAAUUUUGGUUGAUGAGUCUCGUGAUAAUUCUAUAAAAGAACAAAUGAUAGUUGUUUUGAGGUUUGUUGACAAAAGUGGGCAAGUAAAGAAGCGUUUGUUGGGCAUUUCCCACAUCGCUAAUACUUGUGCCCAAUCACUAAAGGAUGACAUUGAUGUAAUGUUUUCUAUACAUGGGUUGAGCAAAUCCAGCCUGAGAGGUCAAGUUGUUUCCGUGGCACAUAGGAAUGUUAUGCUUAGUGAUUUAUUUAACAUGCUUGCUGUUGUUGUGAAUUUGGUCGGUGCAUCAUGUAAACGUGUAGAUGCUCUUCGAACAAGUUAUCAUUCUGAAAUUCUGAAGAGGCUUAAUAUUGAGGAACUUUCUGGUGGAACUGAUCAGUUUCAAGAAAUGAGUUUGGCACGCCUGGAAGACGGCGUAAGUUUAGAGAAAAAAUCAAUGACCGUAAGACAGAUAGACAAUAUGCAAGAUUUUCAAUUUGUGUUCAGUCUCCAUUUUAUGUUUGAAAUUCUUGCAAUUACAGACGACCUUUCACAAGCCAUACAGAAAAGGGAUCAGGAUAUUCAGAAUGCUAUGAGAUUAUUGAAAUUGUGUAAGUACGCAUUGCAGAACAUGAGAGAUAAUGGUUGUGAUACUUUGUUGAGUAAGGUAAUUGAACUUUGUAUUGAUAGACAUAUUUCAGUGCCCAAUAUGGAUGAUAUUGUAGUAUUGAAAGGUCGACCUAGGCGUGCAACUCAGCAGUUAUAUCCUUUGGAUUUCAAUAGUGAAGAGCUUUUAUUAUUUAGACCUCAACUUGACAAGUUUCUUAUGCUCAUGAGAAUGGAUGAAACUUUCUUCAACCCCAAAAGCAUAUCUUGUGUAGCUCAAAAGUUGGUUGAAACUAAUGAUUUGCGCAACAAAAUGAGAGAUGAAUUGUUGGAUAACAAUUUGGUGGUUUAUAUGAAGAAAGAUCUUUUUAUAAAACUUGAGAAUGAGACAAUAUUGCAACGUUUUCAAAAUAUGCGACCUCGUAGAAUUCAAUUGUCUAAGCUUACAACUAAGAAAUCAGACCAGGCUUUUACGAUCGUUGAUUGUCGAAGAUCAACGGUCAAAGUCAACCUCCGCGAUAGCUUAACAUUGAUGCUGGAUUCGCCACUGACUAAAAUAGACAGAGAACUUGACACGAGUUUGAUGGCUAAAUUGUCGUUUUUCAGUGAAAAGGGUGUCUAA